This is a messenger RNA of Trematomus bernacchii (emerald rockcod), 2494 nucleotides long. Its product is annotated as leucine-rich repeat LGI family member 2-like. The transcript is spliced from 8 exons. Lineage: Eukaryota; Metazoa; Chordata; Actinopteri; Perciformes; Nototheniidae. The record is from RefSeq and is a predicted model, not a curated record. The coding region runs from base 146 to 1696 and encodes 516 amino acids. Gene Ontology annotation, molecular function: protein binding. Gene Ontology annotation, biological process: inhibitory synapse assembly.
GUGAACCUGGCUCAGCUGCUGAGAGACUCCAGGGAACGAGACAAAAAGCUGACGGAGGAGGUGAAGGAGCUGGCGCAGAGGCUGACGGAGGCCCAGGGGGACAACAAGCUGCUAAGGCUGACCAUAACUCGACAGAGGCUCGGCGAUGAGGAGGUGGGGCCGCGGCAUUUCCCCCCCCCAUGAACGUGAGGACCUUGUUCCCCAGCUGGAGAGAGCAGGGCUCCAGAUGGAGGAGAUGGAGCACAACAUGAAGGCUCUGACCGACGAGCUGCAGGACGUGAAGGUGGAGCGCGGCGUGUUCAGGGAGAAGACCUACCGCCUCAACGUGGAGCUCAACCACGUCCUGGGCAACCGUGAGGCACGCAUCAUUGAUGUGGAUGCCCUCUGCAUGGAGAACAGGUUCAUUGAGAGUAAUAAGAUGGAGACUGCAUCCAAAUAUUCCUUCAGAGGACUCAGGGACUUGACACACUUGUCUUUGGCAAACAACAACAUUAAAGCAUUACCUCGGGACGUUUUCAACGACUUGGACUCACUGAUAGAGCUGGACCUGCGAGGCAAUGCUUUCGAGUGUGACUGCCGAGCGAAGUGGCUGAUGACGUGGCUGAAGAACACCAACGCCACGGUUUCGGAUGUCGUGUGUGCUGGACCAGAGGACAUGAAGGACAAGCGCCUCAAUGAUAUGACCAGCCUGCACAACGAGUGCGUCUCAACAGAUUUCGUCCUCCAUCAGUCCCUGGCAUCUGAGUCUCUGUCUGUGGACACAUUCAGCUAUAAGAACGACGUCUAUGUGACGAUAGCUGCUCCCAGCGCAGAGAGCUGUAUGGUUUUCCAGUGGGACCACAUAGAAAUGAACUUCAGGACGUAUGAUAACAUCACAGGUCAGUCCAUUGUGGGGUGCAAGUCAGUGGUCAUCCAGGACCAGGUGUUUGUCAUCGUGGCUCAGCUGUUUGGUGGCUCCCACAUCUACAAGUUUGAUGAGGACCAAAGCAGCUUCAGCAGGUUUCAGGACAUCGAGGUGUCCAAGAUCUCCAAGCCCAAUGACAUUGAGGCGUUCCAGGUGGGCUCUGACUGGUUCUUUGUGAUUGCUGACAGUUCAAAAGCAGGCCUGUCCACCCUCUACAAGUGGAACGAUAAGGGCUUUUAUUCCUACCAGUCGCUGCACGAGUGGUACCGCGACACAGACGCAGAGUUCCUGGACUUGGAUGGGAAGGCGCACCUUAUCUUGGCGAGCCGCUCGCAGGUGCCUGUGAUCUACCAGUGGAGCCGGAGCAACCAGAAGUUUGUCCUGCAGGGAGAGAUCCCUCACAUGGAGGACGUUGUAGCUGUGAAGCACUUCCGGAUCAAGGAGGAACUCUACCUGGCUAUGACGCGCUAUAUUGGUGACUCCAAAAUCCUUCGUUGGGGUACCAAACAGUUUACAGAGAUCCAGGCCUUGCCCUCACGAGGCUCCAUGAUUCUCCAGCCUUUUUUUUUCAAAGAGCGUUACUACAUGGCUCUGGGAAGCGAUUACACCUUCUCGCAGAUCUACAAGUGGGAUGAUGAGAACAAACUAUUUGACCGCUUCAAGGACGUGUACAUCCAGGCACCGCGCUCCUUCACUGUGGUUUCCACCGACCGCAGGGACUUCAUCUUCACCUCCAGCUUCAAGGGAAACACGCAGAUCUUUGAACACAUCAUGAUUGACUUGAGCUUGUGAGGGGCCUUGUCAUGGCCCCCGAAAGAUUGGUGGAGGGGGGAAAAAAGGACUAAAACACACUUUUUCAAUUUCAAUCCCUUCAUUCGUUUCCGUCCCAAGUAAAAGCUGGGUAAAGAUGUGUUUAGAAUUCUUAUAGUUUUCAAGCUUGAUGGCCUUGUCCAAAUAUCUGUUUCCAUGGUCUUUCAGACUUCAGAGACUGAGAGCGGGAGUCAAGAGGGUGGACAAGCGUAAAAGGAGGCUGGUAUUCUCCUAAAAAUCCAGCUCACAUUCCUGAAGGUGGAAUACUUUCAUAUCAUUUGGAUCUAUUUUCAGUUUAAUAUCCCCUAUCCUAAUGGUUUUAUACCCUAACUAAUAUACAACAAGACCUAAGAGAAGUAUCAUAUUAUUUUCUUAUGUUCUCAUUAAGGGCAUGUAACAGGUGUGGUUGCUCCUCGUGUGCCACUUACCUCAUGCCCUCAUGUGGUGAUUGUUGCCUUAUCAGCUCUGGGGUUCUGUGUCCUGAUUGGCCCACAGUGCCUCCCUCUGGCCGUGAUGAAGUAUCACACCCCUUUGCUUUUUCCAAACAGGGAAUGUCUUGAAAGCACAAACCUUUAAUUAUCCUAGGUGAGACCCCAGCCCUUAGAGUGUAGUUGUUACGAGACGAAUGUUACUGUAGGUGCUAUAGAUUAUAUCGCUUACAGUAAAUAAGGUACCAGUGGUUUGUGAGGUGGAGAAAUAUUCAGGACUGGAUAUAGCUAAUGCCUUUUUAGACUAACAUGUGAAUGGAAUCAACUUUUAGACCAGACGAACUAUAGUAGA